AUGUGUAAGCAGAUAGGUGAAAAAGGGUUGAUAACCACUCUAAUAGAUAGCCUCAUUAAAAGGAGGCGUUAUCAUGAAGAGAGAAAUAGGUGCUGAAGGCAGGCAAAAGACUAUGGAAACAAACACUUCACUCACUGCCUUAAUCUUGAGAAAAUAACCCUCUCUCCAAGAAGAAAGUAAGACAUAUGAAGUACUGGAGACAAGUUAAAUGUGAAGUUUUUGCAAUUGGAGGGGGACUCGCACCGGGCGAGCGAGCACUGGCGCCAGGCGGAAGUGGGCGGGCCGCUUCUUUCCCUUCCGGAGAGGCGGCGCCACCCGCGCGCCGGCAGAGACAGCGAACUGCAGGACCGGCGCCUGCGCACAAGAAAGCCGGCGCAGAGUCUGUUUCCGGGGGCGGGGACGCCGCGGGGAAGGCCAGCGGUCGGGAUCCCUUUAGUUUCCGGGGCGGCGGACACGGAAGUGCGGAAACGGAGGCGUUCUCAGGUGCGUUUGCGGCGCGGCUGCAAGGGCGAGAUGGAGCGGGGCGCGGCGGCGGCGGCAGAGGGUCGGGAUGGUCUCCGGGAGCGACGAGGCUUGUUCGAGGUUGAGAGGCAGCAGCAGAACCACGAAGUGCAGCGUCAGACCGGGACAAACGGUCUUCCGAAACACUCCUACUGGUUGGAUCUCUUGUUCUUCAUCAUUUUGGACGUGGUGUUGUUUAUCUUUGUGUAUCUUUUGCCAUGACUGGUUUGCUGAUUUCUAAAUGAAGAAGUUGACUCCUGGAGUGAAUUCUGAAAAUGACUACAAACUUCUUGAAUAAGGAAGACAGGAUUGUGCAGUAGAAGAAUUUCAAAACUCUAUGGGACUUUCCUUUCAUUUUACACUUUUUUCAUUUUACUUUCUUUCUCUCUCAUUUGGAGAACUCCAUUAAAUGGAUAGGAUCUCGCCCAUUCAUACCCAGGUUCUUAAAACUAGACCCUUGGGUUCAUGUUUAAAAACUUUUUCAAACAUCUGAUGGCUUUAUAGGGGCUGAAUAUAAUAA
Messenger RNA from Propithecus coquereli (Coquerel's sifaka), 1021 nucleotides. It is a transcript of the gene ARLN, whose product is annotated as chromosome unknown open reading frame, human C4orf3. The record is from RefSeq and is a predicted model, not a curated record. NCBI's taxonomy places the organism in Eukaryota, Metazoa, Chordata, Mammalia, Primates, Indriidae.